AUCGUUGUGUAAUCUUUUGUGGAGAAACAGAGGCCAAACGGCAACUGCACCUGUUUGAAGAAAGGUAAGUCAAAUUUUGGAUUCAUUAGAGGAGGACGAUGCUUCCGUUUACUUUACAGGAAGCUUCCUACUUAACGCUUCACCACCACAAUCUGUCUCUUUCUCAGUUUACUUUAUGUCUGUUCCUUUCUUUUGAUUCGACGUUAUUUUUUUUGUCUACAACUGUUAUGUGUUUGUUAUAUGAGAAUAUUUGAGGAAAAGUCAGCGUUUCUCGAGAAUUAUUGGAAGAAUCUAGUAGGCGCAGGGCGUAAUAGCGGAUUUCCUACCAGGCUCAACUUUUGAUGAAGUUUUUUGAUCCAGAAGGGCGAUUUAUUCUGCAAUGGAACAAAACCUUUUUACUAUGUUCUGUUAUAGCAUUGUCAUUGGAUCCAUUAUUUUUCUAUAUUCCUAUAAUCGAUGGCACAAAAAGAUGCCUUGAUGUUGACCACAAGUUGGAGAUAAUUGUAUGUGUUCUUCGUUCUUUUGCGGAUAUGUUAUUUGUAUUUCACAUUAUUAUCCAAUUUCGAACUGCAUAUGUUCCUCGUCAUAAUCACAUACUUGGAAAGAGAAUAGUUAGAGAUGAACCUCAUUAUGUGGCAACACGUUACUUUUCAUCCUACUUCAUCAUUGAUGUGCUAGCAGCCCUUCCACUUCCACAGUUGGCAAUUUUGGUAAUUAUCCCAAAUUUAGAUGGCCCUACUCCGUUUUUGACUGAAAGAAUUUUGAAGCUCGUUAUUUUCUCUCAAUAUGUCCCUCGAGUUAUUCGGAUUUCUUUAUUCUAUAAAAAGGUGACAAAAAUUUCUGGCUUCCUCACUGAAAAAGCAUGGGCUGGAGCUGCUUUUAACUUUUUCCUCUAUGUGCUAGCUAGCCAUGUAGUUGGAGCCCUGUGGUACUUGUUUGUAAUAGAAAGUGAAAUGAGAUGUUGGAAUAUUGCAUGUGAAAGGAAUAAUUGUUACUCCAAGUAUUUGUACUGUGGAGAAGGGCGUGUUGGAGAUUUUGGGUUUUUGAGCGAUUCAUGCCCUCUUCUUGAGCGAAAUGAAAUUAAAGAUUCAACAAACUUUGAUUUUGGAAUAUUUCUUGAUGCUCUUCAAACUCGUGUGCUGGAAACUAGAGACUUCCCUCAGAAAUUCUUGUAUUGUUCAUGGUGGGGCUUGCAGAGUCUAAGUUCACUUGGUCAAGGCCUUAAAGCAAGCACUUUCUAUGGGGAGAUUCUAUUUGCAGACUUCAUUGCCAUAAUUGGGCUGGUUCUAUUCGCUUUGCUUAUUGGUAACAUGCAGAAAUACUUGCAGUCUUUCUCAAACCUGACUCUAAGAGUGGAGGAGAUGAAGGAAAAAAGGCGAGAAGCAGAGGAUCUCAUGUCACAUAUUUCCCUCCCUGAAAAUUUAAGGGAACGAGUUAGAAGACACAAGCAUUACAAAUGGAAGAUAACAAAGGGUGUUGAGUUAGAUUCCUUUGUCAAAGACCUUCCUCGGGAUUUGAGGAGGGACAUAAAACGUCAUCUUUGCUUGUCUUCACUCAUGAGAGUACCUAUGUUUGAAGCAAUGGAUGAACAUAUGAUGGAUGCCAUGUGUGAUCGUUUGAAGCCAGUUCUUUACACACAAAAUAGCUACAUACUCAGAGAGGGAGAUCCAGUACCUGAGAUGCUCUUCAUCACACGUGGGACCCUACAAAGUAUUACAACUGAUGGUGGAAGGGCUGGCUUCUUCAACUCUGAUCACCUCAGGGCUGGUGACUUCUGUGGAGAAGAGCUUCUGACAUGGGCUUUGGCUCCUCCAACUCCAACACUCCCUUUCUCAACUAGAACUGUUCAAGCACUUACAGAUGUUGAAGCUUUUGCUCUAUCAGUUGAUGAUCUCAUGUUUGUGGCUUCCCAGUUUAAACGUCUCCACAGCAGACAUCUCCAGCAUACUUUUAGAUUCUACUCACAACAGUGGAGGACAUGGGCAGCAUGCUACAUACAGUCGGCAUGGCGUAGACACUGGAGAAGGAAGCUGGAAAUGGCUAAAGCAUUGGAGGAUAGUAGAAUGCAUGAUGCCUUUGUUAGGGAAACCUCCACACUCAGCCUUGGUGCCUCCAUUUAUGCUGCUAGAUUUUCCUCUAAUGCCUUGCGCGUGUUGAGGCGCAAGAAUUACACACAACUGUCAAAACCUGUUUGGCAAAUAAUGCUGCCACCCAAGCCACCACAGCCGGAUUUUGAGAAUCAUGCAACAGCAAUCGUUACCUUCAGUGGAGUAUGGAAGGAAUGAAUGUAACCUAGUUUGUAACCAUCUUCUCCAAUUUUAUACAACACAUUGUUUAUGUAAGUACAUGUAGAGUGAGUUACUUUGUUAUUUCAAUUAGCAAAUGGAGUGGGAGUUAGUUUGUAUCA
This is a messenger RNA of Lactuca sativa (garden lettuce), 2407 nucleotides long. RefSeq names its product cyclic nucleotide-gated ion channel 1. Gene Ontology annotation, cellular component: membrane. Lineage: Eukaryota; Viridiplantae; Streptophyta; Magnoliopsida; Asterales; Asteraceae. The record is from RefSeq and is a predicted model, not a curated record. Gene Ontology annotation, molecular function: voltage-gated potassium channel activity. Gene Ontology annotation, biological process: transmembrane transport; potassium ion transport.